GUUCGGUUCAAAUAAAAAGUGUGUUCCUAAAUCGGCCAAUCCUGACGAAGCGUCGUCCUCGGCGCGCUCCUCGGCAAGGCCAGUUGACAGUGAAGCAACUGCAGCCGGAGGACCGCUCAAGCAGCCGAAGCAGCCGGAGGACUGCCCAAGCAGCCGGAGGACUGCCGAAGCAGCCGGAGGACUGCCCAAGCAGCCGGAGGACUGCCGAAGCAGCCGGCCGGAGGACCGCCGAAGCAGUCGGAGGACCGCCGAAGCAGUCAGAGGACCGCCGAAGCAGCCGGAAGACCGCCAAAGCAGCCAGAAGACCACCCAAGCAGCCGGAAGACCGCCCAAGCAGCCGGAAGACCGCCUAAGCAGUCGGAAGACCGCCGAAGCAGUCAGAGGACUGCCAAAGCAGUUGGAGGACUGCCAAAGCAGUUGGAGGACUGCCAAAGCAGCUGAAGGGUCGCGACUGAAGCUGAAGGGUCGCAACUGCAGUUGA
Molecule: messenger RNA, 481 nt
Organism: Danaus chrysippus (African queen)
Lineage: Eukaryota; Metazoa; Arthropoda; Insecta; Lepidoptera; Nymphalidae
Source: the annotation of a GenBank genome assembly